AUGGGUUUGAAUUUAAAGGAUAUUCAACUUCAUUUGUUUAAAGUGAUCAAUGAUUCAACCAAGUCUAGUUACACAUUUAUACAAAGUCAUCCAAUAAUUUCAAGUGCCUUGUUGGCUUGUUUCAGUCUAUAUAUAUUCCUUUCUUAUAUUUAUAACUUCUUGGUUUACAUGUCCCCUUUCUUUGUGUGUGGUAUUAUUUUUAUAAAAAUCUUUUGGAGUUCUGAGAAAACUCAACUCAAGUAUGUUAAAAUCAAGGAUGAGAAAGAAGAGCAAAAGAAGGUUGAAGAAAAAUGCCCAAAGAUACCAAACCAUAAGAAACCAAAUCUACUUCAUAAGUAUCCAUCACAAAAUGCCACAAGUAGAAGGAGAAAAUUCAGUGAUAAGAAUUGGGAUGUGUAUGGUGGUUUAGAAGAAAAGGCCAAGGAUUUGUCAAUAGUUUUUUAUAAUGAGUUCACUAAAAGAAACAUGGAGAACAGAUGGGGCAGAUAUUUUGAGAAGGGAGAAAGUUCAUUGGAAAAUAGGUUGUUUGCAAAAAAAGCUCAAGUUCAUAAGAGGCAAAACUUAAGAUCUGAACCUUCAAUGAUUGAUUUGGUGGAAUGUGGUGAUUUAGAGAUAGAGAGAAAGAUAGAGGAUGGAGAUGAUGAAGAAGAAGCACAAGAGGAUAGGAACAAAGCUAUAGAGUGGACAGAAGAUGAUCAAAAGAACCUAAUGUAUCUUGGAAUUUCAGAAAUGGAGAGAAAUAAAAGGCUAGAGAGCCUCAUAGUUAGAAGAAAGGAAAAAAAGUUAUUUAAGGGGCAACAUGAGAAAGGUCUAAAUGAUAAAAAACCAAUUGCACCAUUGUUUAUGAAAAGAAACAGUCCUUUAAAUUCUUCAAAAGAGUUUGAUGAUGGUUUAGAAGUGCCAGGUUCUGCCCCUUCUCUCGUACCAAGAAGUCCUUAUAAAAUUCCUUACGCUCAUUCUGACGAGAAGCUUAACCUCCUGAGAGAUAGUUUUCCACAAGAAUUCUCUAGUCAGAACGACAUGUCAUUAGGCAAGCAUGAAAGUUUCAGUUUAGGCCACCCUUUCACAUCAGAAAUCAAACAAGAUCAUGGUGCUAAAGAGCAUUAUUUCCUUAAUAGAGGAAGGAAGCAUUCUGAUAGAUUUACAUACUCAAGAUUUAGAAGGAGUCAUACAGAAAAGGGAACUCAUGAUUGGCUAAUUGACCAAUUGAUUUACAAUCAAAGUGGCGAAAGUAGCGAAAGUGGCGAAAAUGGAUUGCAAACAUCCAAUCCAUCAACAAAGGGAGAGAAAUUGACACAUAAAGAAGAUGGGAAACGUAAGAUUGAUAUGAAUGACAUGAAAGGUGAGAAAGUGGAGUAUGAAACAAAACCCAUGUCAAAUCAAACAAGUGAGUCAAGACUAGAGAAAUUAGGGCAAUGGCCUAAGUUUCCCAAGUCUCAUGAGAGGGUUCUCAAUUUACCAUUAUCUAGUAGCACUGGUGAUACUAAUAGUAAUAUACAUGAAGCUAUGUAUGAGACUGUGACAUCAAUAGUUGAUAAAAGACAAGAAAAUAUGUUUUUAGCCAAUGGGAGACUUUGUCACACCCCAACACAUUCUGUAGCUUCUGACUUACAAGUAGAGGUUUCUGAAAUUGGUUCACCAACAUCAACAGUCGGUGAGAAUGUUGAGAUUAAUUCUUCCAUUGAUAGAGACUCAAUAUUAUACGAUGGGGACAUUGAUAGAGACAUUAGUUCUGGCAGUGAAGAGUUGUGGGGAUCCUCUUUCCAUGGAGUAAAAGAAGCACAAGGAGUUAACAAUGAAGGAAAUAAUGUAGAAGUGAACAAUUCUUCAAAGGAUGUUGUUUCACCUUUUGAUCCAUGCCAUAUAAAUGAAGAAAAUGCAACUGAUAUGUGUUCAUCAUCCUCAAAAUAUGAUGUGCCUGAAAAUACUCCUACUCAUGCAACAAAUAAUCAUCAAAAUAUAUUUGACUAUUUGAAACAUUCUAUGGAGGAGAUUGAAGCACCACAAUCUUCCAACUCUUCUCAUGCUCUAAAUCAAGUUCCAAAUGAAACACACUUUGAAAAUCCGAAGGAACAAUAUAACAUGACAGAGAAUGUCGCAAAUGAGACAAGAUUUAUAAAUGAUAUGAAUAACUUAGCAACCACCAAUCAAGAUAACAUAGAGGACUCAAGAAAUAUUGAAGAUCUUGAGACAUCAGUAAUGCGACAAGAAUCAAUUGAAGAUGCCUCCAUUCACUCAGUUUCAUCAUCACCAAGGUCUGUGUUACCGGAGAAAACAAUGGGAGAUGAAAUUUCAUUGUCAAAUUUUGAUCAACACAUGCAUAUAGAUGGUCAACAAUCUAUUGGGGAGGAUUUAACCCAAGAAAGUUUAGAUAGUGAAAUUUCACCUAACAUCAUGCUUCAUACCAGACAACCAGUGAUAGAAGAUGUAAUAGAUGAAAUUUCAUUGUCAAAUUUUGAUCAACACAUGCAUAUAGAUGGUCAACACUCUAUAGUGGAGGGUUUGACCCAAGAAAUUUUAGAUAGUGAAAAUUCUCCUAUCGUCAUACCUCAUACCAAACAAUCAAUGAUAGAUAAUGUAAUACACAAAACUUCAUUUUCAAAUUUUGACCAACACAUGCAUAUAGAUGGCCAACAAUCUAUUGGGGAUGGUUUAACCCAAGAAAGUUUACAUAGUGAAAAUUCACAUAAUAUCAUGCCUCAUACCGGACAACCAAUGUUAGAAGACAUACUAGAUAAAACUUUAUUGCCAAAUUUUGAUCAACACAUGCAUGUAGAGCCUCACCUAUCUAUUGUGGAUGGUAUGAUCCAAGAAAGCUCAAACAAUGAAAGUUCACAUGAUAUCAUGCAUCAACCAAUGCAACCAAUUAUGGAUGAUUUAAUAGAUGAAAUUUCAUCGUCAAAUUUUGAUCAACACAUGCAUAUAGAGCCUCAACAAUCUAUUGUAGAUGGUGUGAACCAAGAAAGUUCAAACAAUGAAGGUCCACAUGACAUCAUGUCUCAAUCAGUUCAACCAAUGAUGGAUGAUUUAAUAGAUGAAAUUUCAGCAUCAAAUUCUGAUCAACUCAUGCAUACAGAAUCUCAACAAUCUACUACAAAGGGUGUGACCCUAAAAACUUCAUCAAGUGAAAGUCCACCUAAUGUUUCUCCUCAAAACAUUCAACCAAUAAUAGAUGGUACAACUGAUAAAUUACAUAAUGAAUCACAGGUGUCAUCCACAAAUAUGCUUAAAGAUGAUAACAAUGGCAAGCCAUCAAGUAGCAAUGAUAUCCAUGGUGAGUCGUCAGAACAAACGGUUACUAAGCCAAAGGUUCAAAAUAGAGAAUCGGGUUACUUAUCUGAUGUAUUUGAUUGA
Vigna unguiculata (cowpea) is the source of this 3354-nucleotide messenger RNA. RefSeq lists its product as uncharacterized. NCBI's taxonomy places the organism in Eukaryota, Viridiplantae, Streptophyta, Magnoliopsida, Fabales, Fabaceae. The record is from RefSeq and is a predicted model, not a curated record.